AGGGAAACAUAGUCAAAUGGCUGAAGAAGGAAGGUGAGGCAGUGGCAGCCGGUGAUGCCAUUUGUGAGAUUGAGACUGACAAGGCUGUUGUUACCCUGGAAUCUAACGAUGACGGUAUCAUGGCAAAGAUAUUGAUGGAGGAAGGAAGUCGCAAUGUGCGCCUGGGCACUCUCAUUGCCCUCAUGGUGGAGGAAGGGCAGGACUGGAAGCAGGUUGAGAUUCCCGCUCCAGAUGCUGCUGCUUCAUCUGUAUCUCCACCUGCUACAGAUUCAGACGCUGCCCCAGUUGUGUCCCCUCCUGCAGCCGUUCCAGCUACUCUACCAAAACCAGCCACGUCAGGACCGUUACGUCUUAGUCCAGCAGCAAGACAUAUCCUGGACACCCAUGGUAUAGACCCAAAAUUGGCUACACCCACUGGACCAAGAGGACUUAUCACCAAGGAAGAUGCAUUAAAUCUCUUGAAGACAUCCCCUGCCCCAAAAGCAUCCCCAGCCACGGCUGCCCCAGCUGCCCUGAGUCCUGUCCUCAGCCCGGCAGCUGCCCCUCCACCCCCAGGCAGCAGACCCAACAUACCUCCUCUCUCUGUGCCAGGGAAACCAGGAGCACCGGGCACAUUCACAGAGAUCCCAGCCACAAAUGUCCGCCGUGUGAUUGCUCAAAGACUAACGCAAUCGAAGACCACCAUCCCCCAUGCGUACGCCUCAGUUGACUGUGACAUGGCUGCCGUCAUGCAUCUCCGCAAAGACUUGGCCAAAGAACAGAUCAAAGUGUCAGUUAAUGAUUUCAUUAUCAAGGCAGCUGCUGUUACACUCAAAGAGAUGCCAGAAGUGAAUGUGACCUGGUCUGGUGAUGGACCCCGCGCACUUGAUUCAAUCCACAUUUCAAUCGCAGUGGCGACUGACAAAGGCCUCAUUACCCCCAUCAUCAAGGACGCUGCAAACAAAGGAGUCCAGGAGAUCUCAGCUAAUGCUAAGGCACUCGCCCAGAAAGCUCGAGAUGGGAAACUUCUACCUGAGGAGUACCAGGGAGGCUCAUUCAGUAUAUCUAAUUUGGGGAUGUUCAGUGUCAGUGGCUUCAGCGCUGUGAUCAACCCUCCUCAGGCGUGUAUCCUUGCCAUCGGGACCUCCAGGCCCGAGCUGCGACUGUGCGAGGAUGAAAAGACCCUGCAAACCCAUCAACUGAUGACAGUUACACUGUCCAGUGACGGACGGCUAGUGGAUGAUGAGUUAGCCUCACGAUUUCUAGAUAAAUUCCGCAGCAACCUAGAAAAACCGCAACGCAUGGCCCUAGCCUGUUAAAACAAAGUGAGAUAGCUGAAU
Molecule: messenger RNA, 1319 nt
Organism: Etheostoma cragini (Arkansas darter)
Lineage: Eukaryota; Metazoa; Chordata; Actinopteri; Perciformes; Percidae
Gene: pdhx
Product: pyruvate dehydrogenase complex component X
Exons: 10
Coding region: 120-1298 (392 amino acids)
Biological process (GO): pyruvate decarboxylation to acetyl-CoA
Cellular component (GO): pyruvate dehydrogenase complex; mitochondrion
Molecular function (GO): acyltransferase activity
Source: RefSeq, a predicted model, not a curated record